Molecule: messenger RNA, 1131 nt
Organism: Sinocyclocheilus rhinocerous
Lineage: Eukaryota; Metazoa; Chordata; Actinopteri; Cypriniformes; Cyprinidae
Product: PR domain zinc finger protein 14-like
Exons: 5
Coding region: 1-1131 (376 amino acids)
Biological process (GO): regulation of transcription by RNA polymerase II
Cellular component (GO): nucleus
Molecular function (GO): RNA polymerase II transcription regulatory region sequence-specific DNA binding; protein binding
Source: RefSeq, a predicted model, not a curated record
AUGUCGGUGUCUCUCUCCAGUCACCCCGCAGUGAGGGACAGGAGUCUGGCUGUCUACCCGUCUCUGCCCGGCGCGCACAGCAUCUUCCAUCCGCUCAAGUCUCUGGGCCGCAUGGUGAUCGACGCACAGACAAUCAUGCCGUUUAACUUCGCCGGGACUCCGUCUUUUUUCAGCCACAACAGCCACCAGACCGCGGUGUUCCACGAACAGAUCCUCAACGUGUCCAGCAUGCCGUAUUUCCAGCAUAUGCAGCCGUCACAAAGCAUGUACCCCAGACAUGACAAGCAGAGCACCGGCUCUCCGUCCGAGUUCAGCAGCCCGUCCAGCGGAAAGUCUUCUUCGGCUUCGUCGUCUCCGGUUAAAGCCAGUUUCAGCAGUCUGCAGGCCGCAGAUCCAUUGCCAGAACACACACACACCUACAGUUUUACAGAGGAAGACCUCUUCACUGUCCUGUACGGAUAUUCCAAAAAACAAGGGCAAAAUGUUGGACAUGCGAUCUCUGGACUAUCAUUUCCUCCCAGUACAGCUGAUCGUCGUCUUCUCCCUGUUGAUACCGAAGGAUUUGAACUUCCAGAAGGUUUAUCGAUUCUCCAAACUAAUUGUGGAAGCCUUUCCCAUUAUGGAAUAUUUGCUGAUAAAAGCACAAUUCCAAAAGGCACCAGGUUUGGACCGUUUCAGGGCAAACUUGUAAACACAAGUGAGAUCAAAACCUAUGAUGACAACACUCUCAUGUGGGAGAUCUUUGAGAACGGCCGCUUGAGUCACUUUGUGGAUGGAAGAGGCGCUCCAGGGAAUUGGAUGUCCUUGGUGAAGUGCGCGCGCUUCCCCGAGGAGCAGAACCUGAUUGCGGUCCAGUGUGAAGGCCAGAUACACUAUGAGGCCUGCAAAGAGAUCCGAGCCGGCCAGGAACUCCUGGUCUGGUACGGAGACUGCUAUGUGCAAUUCCUGGGUAUUCCUCUCACCCUCAAAGAUUUUACUGAUGACACUGAGCCAACUGAAGAUUCUGGAGAGGGUUUCAAGUGUGAUCGCUGUGGUAAAGUGUUUGCUUACAAGUACUACAGAGACAAACACUUGAAAUACACGCGCUGCGUGGAUCAGGGCGACAGUUCGUCUCGUCUGUGUGAUGCAUAG